Messenger RNA from Neurospora hispaniola, 843 nucleotides. RefSeq lists its product as uncharacterized. Bases 262 to 543 code for a protein of 93 amino acids. The record is from RefSeq and is a predicted model, not a curated record. Lineage: Eukaryota; Fungi; Ascomycota; Sordariomycetes; Sordariales; Sordariaceae. The transcript has 3 exons.
CAUUACCAUAACGUGCAACAAUGUCGGUACCUCAACAUGUGACAUCCAUGAUCAUUAACAACCACCAAUGUAGAAGCGAUUUCCGCUCUGACCUCUCCAACCAACCUUCAGAACGAGAUGUGCUGCUUUCCCCGUGCCUACUCUUCAAAGAAGGAAAAUCUUGUCAUGAAGCCUGUUCCAUCUCACCAGGCAAUUACUGAUACUGCUACUGAUAUCGGUAUGUAGUGCCCAAUCUUCCCGCUCCUUCCUUCCGAGGAACUCAUGGGGGCUCCUAUAUGGGUCGCAGGUGUAGUGGUUUCAUCCACUGCCCUGGAGCUUAUAACUCGGGAGCACAUGGGUUCACUCCUCAUUUCGAGCAGUAUCCCUCCCAACAUGGCCUUUUUUUGCCGCCUUAUUAAAGCAGACAUGGUACUUCACUCAGUACUAUUUGUGGAAGGCUCUACCAACAAGAAGAAAUUCGGGCAAAAUUCCUCGUACAGAUUUCACGGAAAGUUGAUUGCUCUUGUUCUUUUUCUCGAUCCGGACUCGGACUUCACGAACUAAGUUGUUUUGAAGAGAAAACUGUUGUUGGUGAACAGGUAGUAGGUACACUCAGUCACCUUUUCCGAACCUGUGAUAGGAAGGGAGCAAUGGUUGAUCAAGGCUCGAGCUUCUUCCUCCCGGAUACAUCGAUCAAGGAAGCAAUGCAGCAAUGCAGCAGGCACAGAAAGUCCAAGUCCAAUUUCGAGUUCAAAUCAAAACCAGCAGUGCACUAUAGCAGUGUAAGGUAAAAUGUCUUUUAGUAUCAAAUUUUGGAUUUCACGUCCUUUACCGCACUGGUUUAUAUAAACCUCGUUAUCUAGU